AUGACCAAUACUGAAGAUUCCGGUGCUGAAAAUGCCGUCCCUCCUCAGAAAUUUAUAUUCUUUUCCGACCAAAUUAUUACGUUUUGUGCUGAUUUUGGCCAAAUGGCUAUUGAAAAUUUCACAGCCUCCAGCCUACAAGUUGAGCUUGAUGAUCUAGAGAGGCGUUGGCGUCAGCUUGCUCAUGUUUAUGAUGACGAAAUGACUUCAUCCGAUUCCAAUUUGUCAAAAGAAGCCAAAGGGGCGAUGCAUGGCAAGUUUUCAGAAUGUUGUCGAUCGUAUAAGGAAUGCAAAUCCUCAAUUCUCGACCUGAUUCAGAUCGAACAACAAAAACUUUUGGGUUCAGUGUCAAAAUCUAAGGAAGAAAAUAAAGUUGCAAGCAAUGACACAAGUUUUUCGUUAAAGAUACCUGCGUGUGAUACGGAGGUCUUCAGUGGUGGAUACGAUAACUGGCCAAGUUUCAGGGAUAUGUUCACUGCUAUAUAUUCCAAUCAUCAAAAAUUAUCUCCAGCACAAAAAUUGUUUCAUUUGCGAGCCAAAACUAGAGGCGAAGCAAGCUUAAUAGUCAAGAGAUUUCCGUUAACCGAUAAUAAUUUUGAGUUGGCAUGGGAAGCCCUUCGCCAGCGAUAUGAGAAUAAGCGUAUUCUCAUAAAUCAUCAACUUAGAAAGAUUUUCGAAAUUGACCAUAUUUCAAAUGAAAAAGGCAAAACAUUACGGAAUCUCCAAUAUACCAUUAAUAAUUGUCUCUCAGUUCUGCGAACUUAUAGUGUUUCGGUUAUUUCCUGGGAUCCUAUUCUGGUUUAUUGGGUUUCCUCCAAGUUACCAGAGGAAACGUUGACUGCUUGGGAGAAUUCACUUUCCAAUCAUAAAGAAAUGCCAUCCUGGGACCAAUUAGAUUCUUUCCUAACCAAACGGUUGUACAUGAUAGAGUCGAUUUCGGAUAUGAAAACACCAAAAUCCCAUUCAACUUAUUCCCAAAAGACCAACAAUUACAACUCUUCCACUGAUUCUCCGCAUAAGGCAUGUAAAGUAUGCCAACAAUCCCAUCAUCUAAGGUCAUGUUCCACUUUCAAAUCUUGGUCACAUUCGGAAAAACGUAAAUUUGUUUUCGACAGCAAAAUCUGUGAAAACUGUUUAUCAUAUGGCCAUAUCUCGAAAAAAUGUAAGAGCCAACAUGUUUGUCAAACCUGCAAACAAAAACAUCACACUUUGUUACACCCUAAUGAGGGUUCCUCUGUUUCAAAACCCGCGGGUUCUCAACCCAAUUCAAAAUGGCAGGCACCUAAGUCUGCAUCCGCAUACCACGUCGAAACCUACUACGACGAACCGCCCACAACACCCGCUGAAGCUUAUGCAGAUACCUCGUAUGUUCAAUCCAAUUUUGCUCAAUCAGGAGAAAAAACUGUUCUGCCCACCGCAUUGAUCGACCUUGAGCACCAAGGUAUACUAUUCACAAUUCGUGCAUUCAUUGACCAAGGUUCGCAGGAAUCAUUUGUUUCAAGCCGUGUGAUAACACGCUUUAAAAUACCAACCAAGAAAUCCUUUACAACUAUUUCUGGCCUUGGCGGCACACUCCUUGAAAAUUCAUCCAGAAUGUGUGAAUUAACCCUAAAAUCUAGAAGAUCAGAAUUUAAGAUUACCGCAUCUGCCAUUGUCGUUUCUAGUUUAAAUCAGUUGAUGCCAUCAUCUAUUAAUGCAAUAGACGAUUUCACGAAGUUAUCAGGCCUAGAGCUAGCCGAUCCAAACUUUUUCAAACCAGCUCCUAUCGACAUGUUGAUCGGUAGUGAUAUCUUACCAACUAUUAUCAAACCUGGAUUGGAAAAGAAUAUUUCAGGAAAUUUGUUAGCGCAAGACACCGAAUUUGGGUGGAUCGUUAGUGGGAAACCCAAACCACGAUCUGUUGUUUCAUUUGCUUCUUGGACGGUCACGGUAGAUCCUUUGAAUGAAGAGUUAAGAAAAUUCUGGGAAAUUGAGAAUGUUUCAAACGAAAACUGUCUUUCCGAAUCUGAUCUUUGGUGCGAAGAGUUUUACAAAGAUACUGUUUAUCGAAGAAAUGAUGGCAAAUAUGUUGUUCGUUUACCUUUUAAACAGAAUCUGCCAUCUACCCAGUACCUUGGGUCUUCUAGACGUGCUGCAAUGGGCCAAUUUCUGAGGAUGGAAAAGACACUUGAUAAGGAUCCUAACCUUGCUUCGGAAUACAACAAAGUUCUUUCCGAGUACAUUUCCUUAGGUCACAUGAGACCAACCAACAGUUUCGAAAUCGUUGACAAUUCAAAAUUCCUUUCAUUUUACUUGCCACACCAUGCAGUAGUGAAGCCUGAGCGAACCUCCACGAAAGUAAGAGUUGUCUUUAAUGCCUCAAAAAGAACUGACAGUGGUUUUUCAUUAAAUGACAUGCUCUACACUGGUCCAACUUUACAAAAUGAGUUAAUGAAUGUUGUUUUACGUUGGAGAUUAUAUAAAUAUGUUUUCAAUGGCGACAUUCAAAAAAUGUACCGCCAAAUUUUCGUUCAUGAAGAUGAUCAGCAAUACCAGCGAAUUCUGUUUCGAACUUCUCCAGUGGAGAAAGUUCAAGAUUUUUGUUUACAAACCGUUACCUUCGGGGUAAAUUGUGCACCAUAUUUGGCAAUUCGAACAUUGCUUCAAUUAAGUGAUGACAGCAGAGAAUCACACCCAUCCGCAUCUUCUAUUCUGAGGAAUCAAAUUUAUGUUGACGACAUAUUAUCUGGAGCCCAUUCUUUAAUCGAGGCAACAUCAUACCUUCACGAGAUGAUUGAUUUGUUAAGUUCCGCAGGAUUUCCACUAAAAAAGAUUACCUCGAAUCACCCGCAAAUUAUUAAAAACAUUCAACCAGAUGAUCUUCUUAGCGAAGACUUUUUAAAAAUCGAUGAUGUUAGUGAAACCAAAACUCUGGGCAUUCAGUGGAAUGCCAUUUCCGAUUACUUCUUCUACAAUGUGACACACAUCGAUUUACCAACCGAAUCUGUUACAAAGCGAAAAAUUUUAUCCAUUGUUGCCAAGUUGUUUGACCCAGCUGGAUGGCUAACCCCAAUUAUUUGUCGCCAAACUUUUGAUGCAACAAUUGUGGAUUGA
Musca vetustissima is the source of this 3090-nucleotide messenger RNA. RefSeq lists its product as uncharacterized. Lineage: Eukaryota; Metazoa; Arthropoda; Insecta; Diptera; Muscidae. Gene Ontology annotation, molecular function: aspartic-type endopeptidase activity. The transcript has a single exon. Gene Ontology annotation, biological process: proteolysis. The record is from RefSeq and is a predicted model, not a curated record. Bases 1 to 3090 code for a protein of 1029 amino acids.